UGGAGAAUGAACCCCGAUCUGCCAAGCUUUCGUAUCACAACGAAGAGACCACAGCACUCCACUCUCAAGACAUCUUAAGACUGACCAAAAGCCACAGCUAUGGGGAGAAAGAAAAUACAGAUAUCUCGCAUCAUGGACCAGCGGAACCGACAGGUGACGUUCACCAAGCGCAAGUUUGGUCUGAUGAAGAAGGCGUACGAGCUGAGCGUCCUGUGCGACUGUGAGAUCGCCCUGAUCAUCUUCAACAGCACCAACCGCCUCUUCCAGUACGCGAGCACCGACAUGGACAAGGUGCUGCUGAAAUACACGGAGUACAGCGAGCCGCACGAGAGCCGAACCAACACAGACAUCCUGGAGAUGCUGCGGAGGAAGGGCCUGGGGAUGGAGGGGGCGGAGCUGGAGCACGAGGAGAGCAUGCAGGUGGGCGGGGACAAGUACCAGCUGAGCGAGGGCAUGGACCUCUCGAUGGCACGCCAACGCUACUACGGCCCUACUCUCCUCCCAGCGGAGGCGCAGGUGUUGAUGAACUCCGGCUGUGAGAACGGCUACCCCAACCUCUCCAACUCAGGCCUGGGGCCCCACCGUGCGGGGGGUCCUGCCUUCAAGUCCCUGGGGCCCCGAUCGGGGGCCGCCAGUCCUGCAGCACCACCAACUCACCACCAGGGAUUUGUGACCCCACACUCAGGCAUUGGCUACUCCAUGUUCUCCCACAGCAACAUGAGCAGCAGAGGGCUGGACGUGAAGGCCUCGCCCCCACUGAACCUGGGCAGCGACGCAGGACGACGCAUGGACACACACACACCACCUGGCUCCCGCAACAACCUGACUAACAGAGUGGUCUACCACAGCAUGCAGCCUGGCAAUCCCAUGAUGCCGAUGGGCAAGGCGGGGCUGCUGGGACAUGGCCUGGCGGGAUACGGACCCCCUGAGUACUCCCGCCAAGGGUUCCCUCACUCUGCCAGCAUACAACGCAGCUCCAUGGGCCCAUGGCAACCCAUGCAGCAUGAGGCUCACAUGGCACACCUCAGCCAAGGCAUGUCAGUUGGGGGGGGCUACUCCCAGACUUCCGCGCCCCCCUCCCCCUCCUCCCUCAACCUCAGCAUCAAGUCAGAGCGCGCCUCCCCAGACUACAUCAGCUCCCCCACCACCCCCACCCCUACGCCACACCACAUGACUCCCCAUUCGCCAAUGGGCGGCCACCAGCCUCUGAGCGAGCCUCACACCUCCUCCUCCACCUCCACCUCCUCCACCACAGCCCUCGGGAGGGACAGGGACGGCUCCUCAUCCCUGGGGAGGGAGGGUGUCUACUCCUCAUCGCCGCACUGCUUGGCGCGGAGCCUGUCGGAGGAGAAAGGUGGUGAGCCUCCUCUCAGGCAGAUCGAGAGCAAUGGCGGCUGGCAGAGAUAGCCAAUCAGGUGCAGGACCAGACCACCACCACCAGGGGGCACCACUUGCCCCCCAUGAACGCACACACACACACACACACACAUGCAUGUACGUAUGCAAGCACGCACACACACACACACACAGACACACACACACACGCAUGCAUGCGUGUGCACACACACACAAACACACACACACACAUGUAUGCACACACACACAUACACACACACACAAACAAACAAACACACAAGCAUAUAUGCUACUAUACAGUAGUAGUAGGGGUGGACUGGCUAACUGGCAAGGGCUAGUAUUGAUAAUGUUACGUAUGCUUUUCAGACCACCACAUUCACUCUGCCAGGACAGACAUGAGGUGGUUUGUUUUUUGUGUCUGUGCUACCAUUUGCAGGUGUGUUGUGGGUAGGGAAGGCUAUAAGGCCUUUUCAUUGGAAUGGCCGUAAAAGUCCUCCGAGGGCCGUACUAUGAACACAAACCAGGAUUUCCCUAUGCAAUUUAGGCCUAUAUUGAAGGUAGACACCUUUAAAACAGAUCCCACCUUCUCUAGGUCCCCUGAAUAUGACUUAAUUGUAUUGGAAAUGUAAUUUCUAAGCUUCCUUUACAAAAUAUGUCAUAUUUCAUGUGAAGCUGCAUAACAUUAAAAUCAUAUCGGGGGCCGGAUAAAACGGCCUCAAGGGCCGCAAACGGCCCUCGAGACGUAGGUUCCCCACCACUGCUAUAAGAUAAUGAGCCCGGUGAGGGUCUUGGUGUCUUGGGGGAGAGACAGGUCGAUGAGGGACCUCCGCGCGUCAUAACAGUGUUCCCAUGAGAACGGCCUGCUGUAAACAAACAGGAACACAUUUCCAAUACAGCUCAGAGCGUCACACUGAUGUUAUAACUUUCACACAUAUUGGCUUCACCAUUGGUUAUUUGUUUGUUUUAUACAAUCAGCAAACGGCAUUUGAUGCCUUCGAAACCAAUGUUCUCAGAUGGUGAUGUAUUCUUUGUGUGAAAUUAAUAUUAUAAGUACCAGUGUCUUUCUCAGGGAUGUUCCAUUGUGUAGAAUGGUUGUAUCCACAUUCAAUGAGAGUGAUAUGUAUUUCUUUUUUAUUUCAAAAUUAUUAUAUUAUUAUAAAUGUUUUAUACCUUUAUAUAAACAUUUUUGCAUAGCCUGUGAGUUUUUGGAUUUACAGGAAGACCAAAGGUUUGUCUUUAAGGAUUUAUUUGCAGAAGUAAAGCUUGGCUGUUUCAUGUCAAAUUUGAGUUAAGUUUCAUCAGCUGCAGGGAUAGCAGCUAGUUUCUGCCCCUGUUAAUAGUGAAGUACGCCCUCUGGCGUUUAUAAUGCAAAAAGAUGCAGGUUGUCCUUAUUGCUCUAGCGAUGUAUACCUUACUUGAACCGUAUGCUGUGGCGCUUGCAUGCACUUUAAAAAUUUGAUUUCUGCCGUGUUUGUUAUUUUACUUUUCGUUUUCAGUUGCCUUAUUUUGUGUGUUGCAACAAUUUGACAUCCUUUCACUGAUCAUAAACCAUACUACCAACUUCCAAGUAAUAAUAUCCUACCUAUUUGAGCCCAACACUGAGGAAGUUGAAUUUCCUUGCGUGGAAAAAUAUGAAGCACAAAAUGUCAAAGUAGUCUUCCAGCCCAUUUCGUCUUGGUUGCUGUUCACUAUAUUGUCCACCAGGUGUCAGCGUAAGUCCAGCUCUGUCAGGAACGGCUCUGAGCUCUGUCAGAGCCGUUUAUAAACGGCUCUGAGCUCUGUGAUGGAGCGAGAGGAGGGAAAGGAUCAGGAGAGGGGAUGUAGCCAGCCUAUCAUUUUGACGUGAUCUGUAAUAAGCUUUGAAGUGUAUAUUUAUUUGGGCGAUUUUUUUUGUUUGCAUCUUUAGAACAGGCUACUUUUGCCUAAAUAAAGUUUUUUCUUA
Molecule: messenger RNA, 3298 nt
Organism: Engraulis encrasicolus (European anchovy)
Lineage: Eukaryota; Metazoa; Chordata; Actinopteri; Clupeiformes; Engraulidae
Gene: mef2b
Product: myocyte enhancer factor 2b
Exons: 9
Coding region: 100-1407 (435 amino acids)
Biological process (GO): positive regulation of transcription by RNA polymerase II
Molecular function (GO): RNA polymerase II cis-regulatory region sequence-specific DNA binding; protein dimerization activity; DNA-binding transcription factor activity, RNA polymerase II-specific
Source: RefSeq, a predicted model, not a curated record